This is a messenger RNA of Vitis riparia (riverbank grape), 1704 nucleotides long. Its product is annotated as UDP-glycosyltransferase 76B1-like. The coding region runs from base 90 to 1478 and encodes 462 amino acids. The record is from RefSeq and is a predicted model, not a curated record. The transcript has 2 exons. NCBI's taxonomy places the organism in Eukaryota, Viridiplantae, Streptophyta, Magnoliopsida, Vitales, Vitaceae. Gene Ontology annotation, molecular function: UDP-glycosyltransferase activity.
UAUGCCUCCAUAAUUGUCUACUCACUAGGCCAAGUUUUCUGGGAAGAUCUAGACAACUUCGAAACUGAGAGAACACCCAGCCAAGCACCAUGGAGAACUCAAGAGAAACCCAUCAACAGAAGAAGGGUUUCCGACUGGUACUGUUUCCACUGCCCCUACAAGGUCACCUAAACCCCAUGCUUCUUCUUGCAAAUAUUCUGCAUGCCAAAGGCUUCUCUAUCACCAUCAUCCACACCCACUUCAACUCUCCCAACCCUGCCAACUAUCCCCUCUUCACCUUCCAUUCAAUCCCCGACGGCUUGUCUAAAACCGAAGCCUCCACCGCAGAUGUCAUAGCUCUCCUCUCACUCCUCAACAUCAACUGCGUCGCGCCUUUCCGGGAUUGCUUGUCUCAGUUAUUAUCUAAUCCUUCAGAGGAGCCUAUCGCUUGCUUAAUCACAGACGCUGUAUGGCACUUCACCCAGGCUGUUGCCAACAGCCUUAAGCUCCCUAGGAUGGUUUUACGCACCAGUAGUGUAUCUUCAUUUCUUGCUGUUGCUGCCAUGCCAUAUCUGCAGAAAAGUGGGUACCUCCCCAUAAAAGAUUCUCAACUAGAGUCAUCAGUGCCGGAGCUUCUUCCACUCAAAGUCAAGGACCUUCCAGUGAUCAACACUAGGAACCCAGAAGAUUUUUAUCAAUUAUUUGUUAGCGCGAUCAAAGAAACAAAGGCUUCUUCCGGGCUAAUCUGGAACUCCUUCGAGGAUCUUGAAGAAUCUGCACUUGUCAGACUUCACCAAGAUUUUCCUAUCCCAUUGUUCCCAGUAGGCCCAUUUCAGAAAUACUUCCCAACCUCUUCAAGUAGUUUACUAGCACAUGACCAAAGUUCCAUUACCUGGCUAGACACACAAACACCUAAAUCUGUGAUCUAUGUGAGCUUUGGGAGUAUUGCGACAAUGGAUGAGAAUGAAUUUCUGGAGAUGGCUUGGGGGCUAGCCAACAGCAAUCAGCCCUUCUUGUGGGUGGUUCGACCAGGGUUGAUCCGUACUUAUGAAUGGCUUGAAUCACUGCCAAACGGGUUCCUUGAGAUGAUAGGUGGAAGGGGACAUAUUGUGAAAUGGGCUCCUCAACAAGAAGUUCUUGCUCAUCCCGCCACGGGAGGGUUUUGGACUCAUAAUGGAUGGAAUUCCACGUUGGAGAGUAUUUGUGAAGGGGUUCCAAUGAUUUGUCUGCCUUAUUUUGGGGACCAAAGGGUGAACGCGAGGUACGUGAGCCAAGUUUGGGGACUUGGGUUGCAAUUAGAGAAUGGGUUGGAGAGAGGGGAGAUAGAGAGAACAAUCAGAAGACUUAUGGUGGAGGAAGAAGGCCAGGAAAUUAGACGUAGAAGCAUUGAGUUGAAGGAGAAGGCAGACUUGUGUCUAAAGCAAGGUGGUUCUUCACAACAAUCCCUCGAGAGCUUGAUUAGUUACCUCUCAUCUUUCAAGGGACUCCUUCAUAAUUAAGUUCUAGAUGGUCUUCUGUUAUUGUUAGGAAUUCUCCUGAGUGAGGUUUCCAAAUAGGCUGGUCCUGUUUCUCACAAAAGAUCCGUUGUCUUGAUUACUUCUUUAAGAUUGUGCUUAAAUAUUAUUUCAUACUAUUACCACGUUGAUGAUCACUGUACUCCUACGUAAAAAAAAUUUAGAGGUGAUUUCUAGCAAUUCUCCAAUUAAUUACCCUCAGUUUCUAGUA